AUGAGAUCCCGCUCUGGGGUCCUGCUCGCCUUCGCCACUGCCGCCGCUGCCUUCGCGCCGGCCCGGCUGCAGCAGCCUCGGCUCUCGUCCGCGACCGCGCCAGCCCUCUUGCCGGCGCGGCCGCUUGCUGCGACGCGGCCGCUUGUUGCGACGCGACCAGCUCGGCAUGCGCAGCCUGCAAUGUUCCUCGGCGUCCGCAAGGCGCUGAUCUCGGUGCCGGUGCUGUACGUGCUGAUGAGCCUCAACGAGUACGCCACCCACCGCUGGUAUCAGCACGAGGAGUUUAACCGCAACCACGCCUUCAACCGCUUCUUCCAGCGGCUGCUGUCGGUGCUCAAGAACAGGCCGAUGCGGCUGCCGGACGGGAGGGCCAACCUGGUCAAGCUCAAGGGCGGGGGACACGCGGCCGCUUCGCUCGACUCGGACAUUGCUCGCGGCACCGCCUUCUCGUGGGCGGUCACCGGGAUGAUGACGGUCCAGAUGCUGCCGAGCGCGCUGCCCCGGGUGCACGCGCUGGUGUGGAACAUGCUCCACCCGCCCAUGCACGGCUUGCCGCCAGUCAAGCUGAACUGGCCGCUGGAGGGGCUGCGCGACACGGCCUACUUCAAGUACAUCUACGAGAACCACCAGGGCCACCACGUCCUCGGCGGCCAGGCCAACUACAAUGUCUGCUGCCCGCUCACCGACCACCUGCUUGGCACGUACGUCCCGACCGCCACGUGGGUCAAGCGGAUGCGUAAGGUGCCCGGCCCCGAGGGCGAGCGGUGGGGCAUCCCGGUCGAGCCGAAGGGCGUGCCGCAGGCGCCGAUUAUUGCGGCAGGCAAGGCCACCGAGCGGGACUUCACGCCGACCGCGCUCCUCAACGCGCCCGAGCCCGCCUGA
Molecule: messenger RNA, 882 nt
Organism: Emiliania huxleyi CCMP1516
Lineage: Eukaryota; Haptophyta; Isochrysidales; Noelaerhabdaceae
Exons: 7
Coding region: 1-882 (293 amino acids)
Source: RefSeq, a predicted model, not a curated record